This is a messenger RNA of Megalobrama amblycephala (Wuchang bream), 4711 nucleotides long. RefSeq lists its product as uncharacterized. NCBI's taxonomy places the organism in Eukaryota, Metazoa, Chordata, Actinopteri, Cypriniformes, Xenocyprididae. The transcript has 5 exons. The record is from RefSeq and is a predicted model, not a curated record. Bases 2312 to 3913 code for a protein of 533 amino acids.
CAACACGCAACGCAUUCUUCGAGUGACUUUCAGGCACAAGCUGUACAUAAGCAUAUAGAUCAGUCCAAUAUUACAGAUAAUAUUGUUGAAGAAGCACAUUGUUCUGAUGCAUACACGUGUUUGGGAGAGGAUGACUUUUCAGGAGAGUAUGAAACUGAAGAAUUGAAAGAGGAUGAAAUUGAACUAAAAUUAGGCCACCUUCUUUUAAAAUUACAGAGCAUUUACAAUGUUCCAAGCAAGUGCAUUAAUGAAGUUGUAUCAGAGCUCCAGUUCAUAUCCUCUUCAUUGUCAGGUCCUGGCAUAAAAAAGACUGUAAAUGCAUGUUUAAGGAAACAUGACUGUGUGCUUGAUGACACUGUCGUCUCAGAUUUAGUCAAACAGUUGAGUGAGUCCAACUCUGUUAGCACAGCUUUAAGAGCUGAUGGUCCUCUUGCCACAUCUUACAGAAGACAGCAGUUUUUUAAGAAGAUUUUUCAUGUGGUUGAGCCUGUCGAAUUCAUUCUGGACAAGAAGGAAGGUCGAACCUUACAAUAUGUCCCCAUUCUUCAGUUAUUGUCACAGAUAUUAAGCGUUAAAGGCAUAAAGGAGAAAGCUUUCAACUCUUCAUAUGCUGCUCAUGAGAGUCGGUACGAGUCAUUUACUGAUGGAACACAUUUUAAAGAAAAUGCACUUUCAUCUACUGAAGACCUAACACUUUCUCUCCUUCUCUACAUUGACGAUUUUGAAGUGUGCAAUCCUCUGGGAACAUCCCGAAAAAAGCACAAGAUUACUGCAGUGUAUUGGGUAUUGGCAAAUGUUCCACUACAAUUUCGUGCAACACUUAAGUCAAUUUAUUUAGCUGUACUUUGUAAGGCUGUAGAUGUAAAGAAGUAUGGUUAUGAGGCAGUGCUUGAGCCAUUGUUAAAAGACAUUGUCCAACUGGAAGAAGAAGGACUCUUUAUUCCUUUGUUUGGAAAGAAAAUCAAAGGCACAAUAGUUAGUGUAGUGGCUGACAAUUUAGGUGCCCAUUCACUCGGUGGAUUUUUGGAAAGCUUUUCUGGAUCUCAUGUCUGCAGGUUUUGUUUGGGAAAGCUGUCUGAGUUUCAGGUAAAAGAAGUGAGGACUGGGGCCUUCCAAGCAAGAACGAAGCAGGAACAUUCUUUUCAUGUACAAGCAGCUUUAGAAAGUCCCACUGUCACUCCCUGCUUUGGUGUGAAAAGGCAAUGUCCCUUAACUAAGAAAUUAAAAUACUUUGAUGUUUUGUCAGGGUAUCCCCCAGACUUGCUCCACGACCUAUUUGAGGGAAUAGUACCUUUGGAGUUGGCUUUGUGCCUUGAUCUUCUGAUUAAGAAAAAAUACUUUACGUUAUUUCAACUGAAUGGCCUAAUCAGCCAGUUCCCCUACAAGUGGACUGACAAAUCUGACAGCCCACAGCCUAUCCCGCUGAACUUUGCCACCCGGAAAAGCAUAGGUGGAAACGCUCAUGAAAAUUGGAGUUUAUUGCGACUGCUCCCCCUUAUGAUUGGUUUCAAAGUGCCAGAGAGUGAACCUGCAUGGCAUCUUUUAAUGGAUCUUAAAGACAUUGUUGAGCUCGUGGUUUCUCCAUUUCACACAGAUGACACAAUAAGAUUCCUGGACACCAAGAUAUCUGAACACAGGCAUAGAUACUUGCAGGUUUUUCCAGAAGCAAGAGUUCUGCCAAAGCACCAUUAUCUAGAGCAUUACCCACAACUAUUCAAGGCUUUUGGACCGCUUGUAGCCAUGUGGACCAUGCGCUUUGAAGCGAAGCAUAGCUUUUUCAAGCGAGUUGUUCGACAUACCAACUGUUUUCGUAACAUUUUACUGUCUCUUGCUGUUAAGCAUCAAUUCAUGCUGGCUUACCAUCUGCAUGGCACAGAUGUACUCAAACCUGCCCUCAGUGUCUCAAAUAUGUCCACAUUGCCUGUCGAUGUCCUCAAGGAAAACAUACAGGAAGCAGUGCUUAAAAGGUUUCCUGGAGAAACAUACAUUCAGGUUGCCAAUACAGUGACCUGUCAUGGCACGACUUACUCAGUGGGAAUGAUUUUGCCGUAUGGAUCCACUGGAGGGCUUCCGGAUUUUGUUGAGCUAAAUCUGAUCCUUAUUGUGCAUGGCCAGCCUGUAUUUGCUGUCAAGUGUCUACAUUCAUGGUACAGUGAACACCUUAGGGCUUUUGAAUUGGAAUCCACAAGACAAGUGACAGUCUGCGAGCAACUAGAAUCGACAGACUCCUAUGCCCUUGCAGCUUACACUGUUGGACAAAAGCGAUUUGUCACCCUGAAGCGUCAUAUACCCAUACAAGAUUAGAAUCAUCAUGUCUGCCCGACUUCGAGUUAUACUGGAAGAAGAAAUUCGCAAGCUUUCCUUGCCUUCAGGAAUACCGCAGACUCUAGAGGAAUUGAAGCAUAUUGUACAAGAAACAUUUGCAAUACACCAAGAUUUUAGUUUUCAGUUCCAGGACCAAGAUUUUAAUGGUCAGUUUUUUACUCUCCUUGAAACUAAUGAAAUAAAGGACAAAGACACCAUCAAGGUGGUCCUUGCUGAACCAGUUAUCACAGUAACUUUUCAAGAUUCUUCUGAGGAUCAAGGAGUCCUGGAUAGCUUUGAUAGCAGUUGCACUGAGUUAUUGGAAGAUGUUGGUUCCUGCUCCACUGCAUCCAGCGAUACCACAAUUCUGUCUUCUCCAGGUAGCACCUCCUCCCUUCGUUCUGUGCCUUGGCCAGCUCAGUUUGUAAUUCCUACCUUUUCUUUUGACACGGAGCUCAUUCUUCAAGCAGCAAAUGAAGCUAACCUAAAGGAAGGAACCUUACUUUGCAAUCCUGCUGUAAAAUCCAACAUUCUGGACAAACUAGCAGAGAGCAUCUUUGUCUACACCGCCUAUCCAUCAAGUGCACAAAGGGAGCAGGUUGCUGAGGCCCUGGUUAUGAAACACCCAUGUUUGAGGGACCCAGUAUCCUUCAAUGGUUUAUAUAGUUGGCACAACAGCCUGAAGUACAAACUUGGAAAUUUCAGAGCAAAGGUGAAACAUCUUGGAAUACCAGAGCUAAAUGUCAACUGUCUCAAGAGAAAGUCAGCUGCAGAUAAAACCCCAGCAAAAAACUUAAAAAAAGCAAAGAAAUCUGAGGUAAACUAUCUCCCGCCUCAUCCUCAAGGCGAAACUGAUACAUCCCUUGAAAAGGAGAGAGUGGAGCUUCUCUAUGAGUACAAGAAGAGAGACAACAACAGUGUCAUUAAUGAGAAGAUGGCAAAAACCUUCUCACUGCGUCGUAAAGAUGUGAUCCAGAAACCAAUUAUUAUUGACUUAAAUGCUCGAUGGCCUGCCCUGUUUGAGUUUUCCCAGAUCGAGGAGGAAUUCCGGAGGAUCACACUGAAGCCACUACAGUCCACAUUCUUUGGGAAGUUGGACGAAUACACGCCUAAAUUGUUGAGACUCUACAGGAGGAAGGGAGGAGCUGUUGGGAAGAAACUUGAUGAGACCCUUGAAAUCAUGAAUGAGGACAACAGCAUUGAGUCCAGAAGAGAAUCUGUGAUCAGAGGCCUCAUUCUCUACCUUGGUGAAAAGACAGAGGAAUUAUUCAAUGACUACCAGGUUUGUGAUGAUGACGAUGCUGCAGCCAUCCAAGAGGCCAUCACUUCAUUUGUACUCAACAUCUUUGCGGUCAGCAAAGCCAGGGAUGGAGGUCUCGAGAAGAAAGCUGGAAUAGCCAUUGAGGGAGUAGAGGUCCUUUUUGGCAUUCCCAGUGUAGCACAUGCUUGCUCCUACCUUAUGGGCCUUAUUUAUGCAUUGGAACUAAGCUACCCAAAGAAACUUAAAUACACCUUUGAGGUAUUUCAGAAGAUCUUCCUGGAGCUGGAGGAUGUUAACAAAAACAUGUCCUCCAAAAUCCACGAUCUCAAGAUCAGCUUACUGGCCUAAAAGCGAUACAGACAUUGGGUGAAGUUAGAGGGUUUGAGUUAGGUCCCUCUGUUAAAGUUUUACAGUUCAAUUUCUCAGGUUCUCCUAAUGCACUCUCAAUAGUAACUACUAUCGCAUUUUCAUAUAGGGACCAUGUUUUGUAAGUCUGUUAAUGAGCAUUUGAAGGAAACAUGACUGUGAAGAAGUGAGAAACGCAUGAGUCAUGGAAAACAUUUUGCACAAUGUGAAUUUAUUGUAAUUUUAUUUUGAUAAGCUACUAACCUACCCAAAGAAACUGAAAUGUAGGCUUUCCAGAAGAUCUUCCUGGAGCUAGAGGACAGGAACCAAAAAAUGUUCCCCAAAGUUCAUGAUCUCAUGAUCAGCUUACUGGCCUUACAUUGUUGAAUGUAGAGGGUUUGAGUUAAGUCCCUCUGGUAAAAUUUUACUGUUCAAUUUCUCAGGUUUUUUUCAAUUCUCAAGUUACACUAAUCCUGUUUCAUAUAGGGACCGUGUUUGUGAGUCUGUUAAUGUUAAAGGUGCAGUUGAAGGAAAGAUGACAGUUAAGAAGUCAGAAACUAUAUUGCACAAUGUGAGUUUUUUUUUAAUAGAAACCCAAAGAAACUGAAAUGUAGUUUUCUUAGAAGAUCUCCAUUUUCACACGGGGAUCAUACAUGGGAUCAUAAAUGUGAUCAUACAUGUGCAAGCGUGUUGUUUUAAAGUCUUAAGAGUAUGUUACUGUACAGGACUGAAAAACGCAAUUUUAUAGAAAAUAUUCUGUAAAUGUCUCUGAAUCGUUUCUUCUGAAGAUAAUAAAUUUCC